UCACAUGUCAUAACAGUGGAAAGUACAUAUGCAACUAUUCUUAGCCCUGGAAUGUAUACACUGUCUCCCUGCCCGGUGCUUCUUUCCCGAAGUUCUAGAAAACUGUGAAAGCACCGUUUGCAUAAACAAAUCCAGAACUCUCCCAGGACAAAUCAUUUGCCAACUGAAGGAAGGCCUGGGUUUAUGGUUUCACUUGGAGCCAGAGGUGGAAGGUCUCCGGAGGGACCAGGCAGACUGGGCAUUGGGGGACGUCACUGCUGCAAACCAAGCACCUUAGUGAAUGGACACUGAGUCUUGGAGUCUCCAAGUCUUGGAGUCACCACAGCUAAACCCUUCAGCACACGCCUCCCCUUGGGACCUCUCCCCCUCCUUCUAGGAUGGAUGAGGAGUCGCCGGAUGGGCUGCUCUUCAAAGACCACGACUUCUCCUCUGACUUAUUGAGGCAGCUCAAUAGCUUGAGGCAAAACAGGCUGCUGACUGAUGUGAGCAUCUGUGCAGGGACCUGGGAGGUCCCCUGCCACCGAAGUGUGCUGGCCUCCAGCAGCCCCUACUUCCGGGCCAUGUUCUGCAGCAACUUCCGGGAGAGAAGCGAGGCCAAAGUCCAGCUGAAAGGCAUCGACCCCGCGACUCUGGACCAGAUCAUCUCGUACGUGUACACAGGGGAGGUGCCCAUCACGGCUGAGAACGUCCUGCCUUUGAUGGAGGCGGCCUCCAUGCUUCAGUACCCCAAGCUGCUGGAGGCCUGCUCCUCCUACCUCCAGAGCCAGCUGGCCCCCAGCAACUGCCUGGGCAUGAUCCGACUCUCCGAAACCUUGAGUUGUGAGACCCUCAAGAAGAAAGCCAGGGAGGUGGCCCUGACAUGUUUCCCUGAGGUGGCUGCCUCGGCCGACCUGAAGGAUCUCUGUGCUUUGGAAUUGAGAGACUACCUGGGGGAUGACGGGCUCUGCGGGGAGGAGGAAAAGGUGUUCGAGGCCCUCAUGGUUUGGAUCAAGCAUGACCUCCAGGCCCGGAAGCGACACGUGGAGGAGCUGUUCAAGCAGGUCAGGCUUCCGUACACCCACCCGGCCUUCUUCCACCACUUCAUCGCCAACGAUGCCCUCCUGCAGUCCUCGCCCUCAUGCCAGACCAUCCUGGAGAUGGCCAAGAGGCAGAUGUUUGCCACGUACAGCACCACCAGUGCCCCAGACCUCCGGCCUCCAUGGCACGUCCCCCCAAGAACCUCUUACCAGGAUUUUCUCAUCAUUUUGGGUGGGAGGAAGGACAACCAGCAGACCACCAGGGACGUUCUACUAUACAACAGACACACCAACCAGUGGCAGAACCUGGCUAAACUCCCAACUCGCCUAUAUAAGGCCUCAGCCGUCACCUUGCACCGCACCAUCUACGUGCUAGGAGGCAUGGCUGUCGGGCCAGGGAAGAACGUGCCAAGCCACAACGUCUACAUCUACUCCCUGAAGCUCAACCAAUGGAGGCUGGGGCAGCCCAUGCUGGUGGCCCGCUACUCUCAUAGAAGCACUGCCCAUGAGAACUUCAUCUUCUCCAUUGGGGGCAUUGGAGAAGGGCAGGAGGUCAUGGGCUCCAUGGAGAGAUACAACAGCAUCUUCAACAUCUGGGAGAGCAUGGCCAGCAUGCCCGUGGGGGUUCUCCACCCUGCGGUUGCUGUGAAAGACCAAAGACUCUACCUUUUUGGGGGAGAGGACAUCAUGCAGAAUCCUGUACGCCUUAUCCAGGUUUAUCACAUUUCCAGAAACACAUGGUUCAAAAUGGAGACAAGGAUGAUCAAGAAUGUGUGUGCCCCUGCUGUGGUGCUUCGGGAGAAGAUUGUUAUCGUAGGAGGUUACACAAGGAGGAUUCUUGCUUAUGACCCUCAAUCCAACAAAUUUGUCAAGUGUGCGGACAUGAAAGACCGGAGGAUGCACCACGGGGCCACAGUGAUGGGGAACAAGCUCUAUGUGACGGGCGGGCGGCGGCUGACCACAGACUGCAGCAUCGAGGACUUGGCCUCCUUUGACUGCUACGACCCUGAGACGGACACCUGGACGUCCCAGGGACAGCUUCCUCACAAACUCUUUGACCACGCUUGCCUCACUCUCCAGUGCAUACCCCACACCCCCACCUUCCCGUGAAGUUGGCAAGUAACUGUGGGUCUUAGUCAAGAUGCUUUCUAUUGUAAGAGACAGAAACCCAACUCAAAGGAGUGUAACCCCAAAAGGAUGCAGAGAGUGCCCACAGGACCAAAAGUUCCAGAGCCUGGAGGCCCGGAACCAGGCAUACUGUUGGUAGAACUCUCUGGCCCUCUCUGGCUCUCCACACCCCCACCCUAUCUCCCUCUCUCCCCUUCUCCCCCUACUUUCCCUCCUUCUCUAUCUCAUCUCUGUUAGACGUCAUGCUACAAACAAGCUUCUCUACCUACAAAGUAUGAAGACAGUGGCGACUGAUAAACUCAGUGUUUUCUAAAGUUGCAUCUCCAAGAAAGAACUUCACCAUUAUCUAUAUAUUAACCUUGAAAAUAAUCCAAAUUGGCUGUUUCUUAAUUCCAUGCCUUCUUCUUGAGUCAAUCGCUGUUUCCGGGGCUUGUGCUUCUGUA
Lontra canadensis (Northern American river otter) is the source of this 2587-nucleotide messenger RNA. Its product is annotated as kelch-like protein 38. The record is from RefSeq and is a predicted model, not a curated record. The coding region runs from base 378 to 2126 and encodes 582 amino acids. Gene Ontology annotation, molecular function: protein binding. The transcript has 4 exons. Lineage: Eukaryota; Metazoa; Chordata; Mammalia; Carnivora; Mustelidae.